This is a messenger RNA of Ruditapes philippinarum (Manila clam), 3808 nucleotides long. RefSeq names its product lysine-specific histone demethylase 2-like. The transcript has 19 exons. The coding region runs from base 113 to 2452 and encodes 779 amino acids. Lineage: Eukaryota; Metazoa; Mollusca; Bivalvia; Venerida; Veneridae. Gene Ontology annotation, molecular function: protein binding; oxidoreductase activity; zinc ion binding. The record is from RefSeq and is a predicted model, not a curated record.
AACACAAGUUUCUCAAGACACCAUUGCGCGAAAAAAAAACUUUCGAUAAAAGCAAAUAUUUGACUUCUACCAUUGAAAUGAAUACGAAGGGAUGACAAGAUAAACAAUCAGCAUGGCAAGUAGAAAGCCAGUUAGACAGGCAGCUAAAAGGAAGAUUGCCUCAGAUGUAGAGAAUUCUGAUUCAGAGGUGAAAGAAAAGAAGAUAAAAAAUUGUCCAAAAUCUGGAUGUCCUACUUUGCCAAUAUGUUUUGCACGUGUAGCAUCAACAUGUUGUGGCAACGGUUACACAUCCAGAUGGUAUCAUAUUUCUGCUGGAGAACAUUUCUGUAACGAGUGCUUCGAACAUUUCUAUAGAAGUCAUAAUGCUGGUUAUGAUAAAUACACUGCAUGGAAGAGGAUCUGGUCACAGUAUGGAGCAACAGAUAACAGUGUCAAGUAUUACAUGGCAGAUCAGCUUUUACCAUACUGGAUACAGUGUAAUCUGUGCGAGAAAUGGCGAAGUGUCUUCCGUGAAACUGAAAUCACGCCAAGAUAUUUGAAGAACUAUGUGUGUACAAGAGUUUUGAAGAACCAGUCUCAAGAUGAGGCAUGUGACAGUCCAGAGGAUUAUCGGAUAGAGAUGGCUAAGGAGGCUUAUGUCUGGCCGUUUCAUCUGAUCAUCCCAAUGUUUGUAAAGAACGCAGUCUAUGCUCCGUAUACACGAGAUUUCUUUCAAGAUUCUGUUGGUAUCAGCCCCUCUGACACAUCUGUGCAUAAAUAUGAUGAAGGAAUUAUGGAGGUACGUCAAUAUUUACAACCAUUCCAGUUUGUUGAAGACAAUAUGGCAAUGGCUUUACCUCCCGAUCAACUGUCAGAAGAUGAGCUGCUGUAUUUCCCAGAGUUUAAAGGGAUCUUCCUGAAAUUCUACCUCAUUAUCCGUAACACAAUACUGGUGUUAUGGAACCUAAAUAUCAAAAAUUGGGUUACCCGAGAACGUUGUAUGAACUAUGUGAUAAUGCGAGGCUUGUCGAGGGUAUGGAUCACAAUACACGUUGAUCGUAUACUGUUUUACCUCACUCUCAAAGGUUACAUCAACCAUGGUGUUGCUUUACCUGCCAAGGAAAUUCAGUUUAUUGAACCACCAGAUGAAAAUUUCCAAAAGCAUCCUGUGAUAAUUAUUGGAGCUGGUCUGUCAGGGCUCAGUGCUGCUAGACAACUUACCAACUUUAGUGUUCAGGUGACAGUGUUAGAGGCUGGAGAUCAUAUAGGUGGCCGUGCCGUGGAUGGUGGGAGCUCAAAGUUUAACACACAGUCUCACAUGGUGGUUGGCUGUUAUAAUAACCCUAUUGUUAUACUCUGUAAACAGGCAGAUGUAAAAGUAAAAGAGCUUGGAGAUAGUUGUGUUUUAUUAUCAGAUGGAGGUGAAAUAGUUGAUGAUAAAAUUGACAAACGGAUGCAGUUUCAUUUUGAAGCUAUGUUAGAUAUCAACAAACAGCUGAGGAAAGAACAAGACAAAGAUAUCAGUCUCCUAGAUCAGUUUACUGAGCUUCACAAUCAAUUCAAAGAUGAGUCUGGAAUCAAAUUCACGAAGUUAGAGGAAAGUUUACUAAGGUUUCAUCGCAGUAAUUUAGAAUAUGCAUGUGGUAGUAACCUUGGCAACAUAUCUUCCUUGUUCUGGGAUCAGAAUGACGAGUACCCACAAUUCCAUGGACCUCCAGUACUGGUACAAGAUGACUUCUCUAAAGUCCUUGAUAAGCUGGCAAAAGAUAUACAAAUAGUCAAGAAUUCUCCGGUAACAUCAAUUGAUUACACAGAUGAAGCGAUUAAGGUCACAUGUUCAUCUGGGGAAAGUUUCCUGGCAUCAAAAGUCAUAGUGACAGUACCCUUACAUGUGUUAAAAGAAAAGAAGAUUGAGUUUACACCAGCUUUGCCUGAGGACAAGAACGUUAACUUGGGCUGUGGACAUGUAGAGAAAGUGAUGUUGGAAUUCCCUGACAAAUUUUGGAGUAAGACAGUGAAGGAAUGUGGAAUGUUUGGACAGAUAUUAUCUACCUCAACUGUACCGGGAUUGUUUGAUGUAUUCUAUGAUAUUUCACAGGAUGACCGAGCAAUGCUGGCAACAUAUAUAUCUGGUGAUGCUGUAAACAUUCUUAAAGACAAGACAGAUGAACAAGCUGUAGAAAUGUGUAUGCAAACAAUAAAAGCAGCAUUUUGUAAACAGACUGUACCAGAACCUAGUAAUUACCAGGUAUCGAGAUGGUAUAAGAGUGAACAUAUAGGUAUGUCAUACUCUUACAUACCUACCAAUUGUGAACCAGAGGCAUUUGAUAACCUCGAGAAAGACGUGAACGAGAAAAUCUACUUCGCUGGCGAGGCUACCCACAAGCAGUACCAUCAGACUUUAGCAGGUGCUUAUAUAAGUGGACUUCGUGAGGCCGAGAAAAUCUAUAGAUCUUUAGCCAACAUCACAUGACAUGUCACAUGAUCUAUAUCACAUGACAUCUGUACCCUGACACAUGUCACAUGGUUCAGAAACAAAAAUGUUGCUGAAAAGUUGAGGGGAGAAGACAGUAUUCAGUUGUUUGGCAAGGGCAGACAUUUUUACAGCUUAGAUUGUAAAGUCACAGAAUUUAUUGUAUAGAGAUCGCUAUCAUACCAUCUUUAUAUGCUUCUCUUGCUUUAUUGCCACAGUUUUGAACUAUGUAUAGAGUUGGAUACCUCAGUAAGUUGGUUUUAGGUGUGUACAGAUAUUGGUGGCAGAAUUCACAGGCUUAAAAUAUAGUUUAUUUUUACCAGUAUCACUGGUCUGUAAUGUGUACAGUGUUAAUACAAACAUUAUAGGCCUGAGAUGUGUAUAAUUAUUGUAUCAAACAUUGCAGGUUUGAAAUUUGUACAACAUAGCUACAACUUAGCUACAAAAAUCACACACCUGAAAUAUGUACAGUGUAGUAAUAAUACCAUACAUUUGACACAUAGCUGUUUGGUUGAUAUGUUAGCGUUUUAGUUUGAAACAUAGAUGGUGUUGGCAUAUAGUGAUGUUUUGUAAACAAGUGAAUUUUUUUCACAAUGCUGAAACAUGUACAGUGUAAAUAUCAGUAUAAAGAUAUGAAACAUAUUUGUAGCUUAGUUGCAAAAAUCCUAAGAUUGAAAUAUAUAAAUUGUUAGAAAUUAAAAGAGCUGUGUUAAGUGUACCAUUGGUUUGACGUCCUGUACAUGACUGUUUGCUACUUUCACUGUUGGGAAAUGUGUACAUGUUUCCUAUUUACAUGAUCGUCACAGAUAUGGAAGGUGUACAGGCUAUUGAUAUAAUUAAUAGAUGUACAGUUUGUACAAUUUUGUUACAUGGAUAACAUAUAGAGGAUAUUGAAUGAGUGUAAGUUCAUUAAUGAAUUUAAGGAACAAGUUGAAUGAAAUUAUAUUAUGCCUGGUGAUCGAAAUAUUAUUCUAUUCAACAAGUUCCAAUAAAUUCAGUAAUGAACCUACACAAAUAUGAUAUUCUAUUUAUACCAUACCCUAAAUAAAGACUGUAAAAAGUGUAAAAGAAUCAUUUUGUUACUGAUGCACCUAUAGGGUAAUGCUAACAUUUAUUGUGUUUUUACACUUUGAUGUGUUUAACGCAAAUGAUGUCGCAUCAAAAUAAUAUAUGCAUGGCCAUGUGAUAUUAUUUUUACUGAGUUGCAAAAGCGGCACAGGUAUGAAAUAUAGUUCCUAUCCAGUAUUGAUUAGUUGAAUAGUCAUAUGAAAUACUGCAACUUGUACUGCAAGAAACAUAAUGUUGAAAUACUAUAUGGAAAAAAAUUGUUUUAAAGUAAAUUUGAUGGGGGGGGGG